AUGUCAGCCGAAGCGCUAAAGCUUAUCAUCGAUUCGCUAAAUCAGGAGCCGUUCAAUUUGAACACGACACUAAUAGCCUUUGACAAUUUCUCGGACAAUCGGCUGCUGCAAGUGUUGAGUGAUGUCAUUUGUUGGAUAACUGGGAAUGAUAAUAUCGAUGUGCGUGAUGAGAGCCCGGAUGCGACGGCGUUGCGGCUUUUCAACAGUCUGAAAUUGCUACGUUUUCGACCACCGACUGAUAUUGAGCAGCUAGACGAAUGGCGCGUGGGAAUAGUAGAAGGGUCAAAAGCAUCCGUCUACCCUGUGCUCUAUUACAUUUUCUCGAACGUGGAUGCCUUAAAAGAACGCGCCUACCUUGCAAAAUUUCUUACAAAAGUCGAUGUCCCGAGCGAUAUUCAUGAUAUCGAUACCGUGCAACUUCAGAAUGAGCACGCUGAGGCGAUGGAGAGGUUUAAGGAGGCACAUCAACAAGUGACUGAACUACGCGGCGAUACUAUGAUGGUCGACGAUAUUAAGACAGAUUUGAGGGCUAUGGAACAGGAAAAGGAACAGCUAACCCGGCGAGUGGAGAAAAUCCAGCGGAAAGUGGUGAACAUGCCGAAUUUGGACAAAAUUAUUGGUGCUGCCGAAGCGCAUCGCAAGGAACUAGAACGACUUGAAAAUCUGAAUGUCCAACGCCAAGAACAGAGAAAUGCGGUGAUCAACUCCGAGCUGAAAACGCAACGACUCGAGGCGCAGCUGAAAGAGAUUCGGCAGCAAGCUGAAGGGUUGGACCCCAGUGACUUGGUGGCUCAGCUUGAGGAAGAGAUGAAAACCAACCAUUUCUUGCUUGAAAAGCAAGAACAAGAAAUUCGGAAUCGGCGCGAGAUGGUCAAGGAGUUGCAGCGCAUCUCGGAAAUGCCAGCUAUUGAGAAAUCGGAGGUUGACCAGUUGAAGAAGGAUGUUGACACGAUCAACCAGCGAAUUAUUGAGCUGGAGAGCGAGCGUGACAAACGAGAGGAGGGACAGGAUGAGAAUUUCUCGAUUUAUCGGCAUCAGGCCGCUACGGUAGAACGGAAGCGGAAUGGGGUAGCACAGCAGUUGCAAGAGGCGAAAAACGAUCUCGACGAAAUCCAGCGCCGUCUGGCCCAACGUAAAGAAGAAAUGCGCUCUGACAACGGCGGUGAAGACGUCGUCACCUCCCUCCAGUUCAAGAACUACGUUAAUAAACUCCGCGGUAUCACGAUACAGUACAAGAAGAGACGGGGUGAGAUGGAGGAUAUCAAGUCCGAAAACCUGAUACUGAAUCGGACCUGCGAGCUGUUGACGAAAAAGUACGAGGACCUGAAGGACAAGAUGGAAUCGAUGGGGAUGGUGGUGCUGGAGAACAUUGAGGUUCCGAUGAGGAUUGAGAGGCCGAAAACCGCCGCGCCGAAAACGGACGAUACGGAGGAGUUACGGAAUAUGAUCAACGACUUGAACCAGCAGUUGGACGAGAAGAGGGCUAGGAUUGCACCUUUGAAGGAUAGACGGGAAGACGUUGCCAGGAAGUUAAAUCUGACCCUCGAAGAGUUCCAAACCAAAAAACGUCGCUAUGAUCAGGAAAAGCACGCUAUGGAGGAGCACUUUGCGGCUUUGAUGAAACAAGUCGAGGACCUAGAAGCGCGCUAUGAACACGCCAGCACACAGGGAAAAAUGGCGGAACUGGCCGGGGAUACAGCUGAAGCCCACAUUGCCAAGAUAACCGACGGAUCGAUAAAUCAAGUCAUUGAGGAGAUUGAGCAAUUAACAAAGAAAUACCAGCAAGACGCUGAUGCCGGAAGGAGGGGAAGCGCGCAGGUCAACACGAUUGACACGAAAAAACAGAUGCUAAUGUGGCGAUCCCUGGAAAAAAUAUUCGAGAUGAAACUGGCCCUGGCCAAGCAGGACCCGGCAAAAAGCGACUACCCGAUCGGCGACCGGCGCGGCGGAAGAUUU
Messenger RNA from Mesorhabditis spiculigera, 1956 nucleotides. The record is from the annotation of a GenBank genome assembly. NCBI's taxonomy places the organism in Eukaryota, Metazoa, Nematoda, Chromadorea, Rhabditida, Rhabditidae.